Mytilus trossulus (common blue mussel) is the source of this 5151-nucleotide messenger RNA. RefSeq lists its product as uncharacterized. The coding region runs from base 168 to 4661 and encodes 1497 amino acids. Gene Ontology annotation, biological process: signal transduction. Gene Ontology annotation, molecular function: protein binding. The record is from RefSeq and is a predicted model, not a curated record. The transcript is spliced from 23 exons. NCBI's taxonomy places the organism in Eukaryota, Metazoa, Mollusca, Bivalvia, Mytilida, Mytilidae.
UAGACAUUUUUAAUGCUGACAGACUUUUUUCAUUUCAGAAACUUGACCAUCCUUUCUACAAAGGCAUGCAAUAAGACUAUUUUAGUUUCUUACAGAAAUAAUUAAGGAUAUAUGAUUCCUAACAGAGAGAAUUGAUUUAAUAAAGCAUUUAGUACUUGCUAAACAAGAUGGAAAAAAUAAUAUCAAAAUAUGAUUACGCCAAUGGAAAUGAUGAUACUGAAUCAGCUAUUCAAGAUGAACUUAAUGACCUUGAUAUAGAUGAAAUAGGGGAGACAAUCAAGAUAUCAGACAUUAAAAACAUCAUAAAUAUCUACAUCAAGAAGAUUUGUUCGGAGGAAUUUGUACAGAAAGUACCCAGAGAUUCUCCUGGUUGUUAUAUGGCUACCUCGACUUGUCGGACUCUCUGUGAUCUUAUAGACACUGGUGUAGAGAAAGAGAAAGUGUCAAAAUCAGAUUGUCAUGAUUGUAUGUUUGAUCUGUAUUUGGCCAUUAUACGAGCAGGACCUGGAACAUCACAUUAUGAAGUUCUAGAAAAGAUAGGAGAAUGCAUUGAAAUGGACAACUAUUUAAAGAAUCUAAAAGGAGAAAAACUUCAACAAAUGGCUUCAGCUGUAAAGGAACACAAAUACACCAAAGAAAGCAUGGAGCUGGAGGAUUAUGCAAGUUUGAUGAACUCUUACAUGUCCCGUAUUCCCUCAACAUUUACUGAGGAUAGAGAAGAUAUUAGAGACCCAGAAGUAUGGACUGUUUUCCUAGAUUUAUAUCUUUUCUACCUCCUUCACACAAAAGAUGUUCCAGAUGAAUUACAUGAAGCCCUGGGGUACUGUGGUAAUACUUUCUGGUACCUGUAUGACAGAAACCCAUAUAAAGGAUUUCCAGACACAAAGGUUCUUGGACAGCACAUGCAAAAACUGGCAGCAUUUAUCCUUUCACCAGAGUUUCCCAGGGGCAAGCAGCUUGAAGUGGCGACUGAUUAUGUGGAAUACAUGGCAAAAAUAGAAGGAGACACAUUAGUAGAAGUUUGGCCAGACAUGAUGGCUUUAUUUAAAGCUCUCAGCUUGUGUAAGAAGGCCAGUGAAAUGUCCAAGAUGAUAGAAGGAUUCAAAUACCUGUUUGAUAAGCUGGAUGAUAAAGCUAUUCAGAAGAAUCCUAAGAUCUUUCAGUCCUGGGCAGAAACUGUAACUGAGGUGGUAGAGAAGAUAGAGAAUUUCAGAUUGCUUGAUGAAGUAGUUCCUAGAAUGAUAUCUGAUAUGGAUGAUAAAUAUAAACCAGCCAAAGGAGAUGAGAAGUAUUGGUUUCCUCUACUUAAAGCUAUGUGGUUAGUUCCUACCAAGGAGUUUCAGUAUAGAGUUAAGAAAGUAUUGGAUGAUACCAAGUUCAGACGGAUGUGGAACUGGAAGGAAAAUAUUCAAGAGGCCAAAGACAUGAUAGCUAAUGCAGAGAAAGUAGACCUUCCACUAGAGGGAGACAGUAGGGAUGAAAGAGAGGCUAAUUCUGAAUGUGGCUGUGCUGUCAAAGAACUCAUAGAAAUGUUCAAGAUACUGAAAAUAGAGCACCUUAUUAUGCCUGACAUUGGAAGAAUGUCUUUGUCACGCAUGGAAAAGAGGUCAAUUCUACAGAAUUAUAUGGUCGAACAAUACUUUGGAGAUAUGGACUUUCAGAAAUGUACAGAUGUUCUUCCAGAGUUAGCAAGGCGUUUUGAACCUUUAAUAACAGAUGAAGACUAUCCAUGGCUAGAUAAUUGGGUUCGCAGUAAUGGGGUUGACUUAUUUAACUAUUUUACAGAAUCUUACAAAUCCUCAGAAGACAUACCAGAUGAAAUAAACCAGAUAAUGAUCAGAAUUCUUAAUUUUUGUAUGGAGGAUGGGAGAGAACUGGUCAAUUUAGAGGAUGGUUCAGAAACUGUUUGGGGAAUGUUAAUUCGUAAUGCACAAUCAUUAGUGGCCAAGCAUUGCAAUGGUGGUACUGGAAAAGUUGUAAUACCUGUUUUAGAGAAAUUUCUCAAAUAUCGACACUCAGAAGAAGAAUUCCUGCGAGAAACAUGCACAAAUUCAAUGCGAACAGCUGGUCUCAUAUGUCCUGAAAUAUGUGCUGAUUUUUUUGGACCAUUGUUGGAUUGGUAUAUUGAAGAACCAUUAACGGAUUUGAUGAGUUUUUUUUAUAGAAUUGUUGAACUUAAUCCUGAUGCCUUGAAAAGCAGAAUGGAUAAAUUCCUUGAUACCUGUAAAAAUGAUAAAGAUACAUGGACUCUUCAGAUCCAAGUAUUUUUUGCUCUGUCAAAUAAACACCCAGAGAUGAUAACUCAGAAAGUGGCAGACACAUUGAUGAACUAUCAUUUUAGUGAUAGCGAUAACAGAAUACAAGUCCUGAUGAUAAUGGAGAAAGCCACUAAAGUCAACCCAAGCAUUUUUGAAAAAUAUAUGGACAAGUUGAUUGGAGAUAAAUCAGUUGCACCAAUGGAACAGCAUUUUGUGAAUAAUACAAUCGUGAAUGUGGCAAAGGAAAUUAAGAAAUUCAAAGAUCCUGUAUUCAACUAUCUUAUGAGUGUGCUGAAGGUAGCUACAGACGUCACUCAGGUCUCAGUGACAUUGAUAGGACUACAGGAUAUGUGUGUGGUCUAUGGACCAGAAAUGUUCAGUCCACAUAUGGACUAUCUUAAACAGAAAAAACAGAAUGAACAAAGUACAACUAUUCAACAACAGAUAGUUGCGUUGAUUGAUCAAAUAGAAGGACGAAGUUUGGAAACAGUAGCCCAAGAUGUAAAGGAAACUCAGGAGGAUGUGGACCAAUUAGACGAAAGAGUGACCAGUACAGAGGGGGCUGUAGUAGGGCUGACGACUCGAGUUGAUGAAAAUGAGGAAAACAUUGAAGAAUUAGGAGAGGGGCUUGAUACUGUCACUCAGAGGGUAGACUUUGCUGAGAAACAUAUUGAGGAGACUAACAUUAAAGUGGAAGAAAUUGACAUGAAGACAAUGACCAAUGCACCUCGAUGGUCAAGAGAUUUAACAAAGAUAAUGAAUCCACAAACAGAACAUGAUUGGAGAUUAUUGGCCCAACGUCUUGGUUACAGUAACGAUGACAUCAGAGCAUGGGCAUCACAACAUGACCCUUGUAUGGCUGUUCUCAGUGAAUGGUACGCUACAAACAAAACAAGGGAGGCAAACUAUGCUGUCUUAACAGCUCUACAGGAAAUGAACAGAAUGGAUGGUGCUGCUAUUGUAGAGAAUGCUAUGAAGGCUGUUGUUGAUGUUGUAGAAGAUGAAGAAGUAGAGUACACCUCCCCUCCUGCUGUGUUCCUUAGUUACCAGUGGGGUCAUCAGGAGGAGGUCAAAUUACUCCGUAACCACCUACAAAUGGCAGGAUAUGAAUGUUGGAUGGACAUUGGUCAGAUGGGAGGAGGAGAUAAAUUAUUUGAGAAAAUUGACAAUGGCAUCAGAGGAGCAAAAGUCAUCAUUUGUUGUGUGUCAGAAAAAUAUGCCAAGUCUCCAAAUUGUAAUCGAGAGGUCAAUUUGUCAGUUAACCUGGGUAAACCAAUGAUACCCCUUCUAAUGGAGAAAAUGGCUUGGCCACCUAAAGGAUCUAUGGGACCUAUCUUCAGCGAGUAUCUUUUUGUCAGGUUUUUCCAGAGAGCUGGAGAAGAGACUGAUGAUAACAGAAUUUGGCCUGUUGCCAAGUUCCAGGAAAUGUUGAUGCAGCUGAAUUGUUAUGGUAUUCUACCUGAUGAAACAUUGAUUGAUGAUAUGUACAAACAAUGGUGGAUACCAGUACAGGAAGUUAUAGUGAUAGACAAAAAUAAGAAGAAACAAAGUCAGAGUGAGGCCAAACAGAAAGAAAUCAAAGAUGAGGACAAGAAGUCACCAGAUAUCUUUAUAUCCUACCAAUGGGGUAAACAGAAACAGAUUAUGGCCUUUUACCAGAGAUUGACAGGAAUGGGUCUGAGUUGUUGGAUGGAUAUCUACCAAAUGGGAGGAGGAGACUCAUUGUAUGAGAAAAUAGACUCUGGUGUACGAGGGUGUAAAGUAGUUCUGACAUGCAUCACACAAAAGUAUUCACUCUCAGCUAACUGUCGUAGAGAAGUUAGUUUGGCGGAUGCUUUGAAAAAACCAAUUAUACCAUUGUUGUUAGAGAAAAUGGAUUGGCCACCUUCUGGGCCAAUGAGUAUGGUCUUUACUCAGCUCCUGUUUAUCAACUUUUAUCGUGAUGAAGAGGUACAAAUGACAUGGACUGGACCAAAAUUGGAUGAAUUAAUGGAGAAAAUAGGAGAACAUAUGCCAAUGAUUACACAAGGUGAGGAUAAAAAUGGAGAAAAACACAGCACGAAGGAAGAAGAUGAUAAUAAAAAAUCUAAAAGUGCUGAACCAGAGUCGAAACCAGCUAAGGAAGAAGAUAAUAAUAAUAAAAAAUCUGGAAAUACAGAUACAGAGUCAAAACCAGCAAACCAGAGUAUGUCUCCACGACCGGUCAGUUCCAGAAAUACCAGAGGGGCAGGUGGUCCACAACCAACAGAGAAUAAACCAUCUCCUGUCAAACAACCUAAGCCACUGGCUGCCACCUACACAGUGGCUUCAUCUCCACCAGAGCCAGCGCAGCAAAAUAAACAGAACGCUGCUCCACAACAGGAAAAAGAAAAAAAGAAGUCCAAAUCUUGUACAGUUUUGUAAAUUUUUUAGGAGCAUUUUUAAAUGAUACAGUUUUAUUAUCACAAUGCUUGCGAGACCAGUACUUCAAAAAUUAUUGUACUUAUGUUAUUCUGUAGAAUUUACUAAUAGUCAUGAUAGUAAUUAAUUAUUAGUACUAAGAUGUAAUUUAACAUGACUAUAUAACAUUGUACAUUUUCAGUAUUUUAAACUAUUGUACUAAAUAAUUGUGCAUACGCAAAAGUAUCUAUGAAUUCAAAGGAAGUUCCGCACUGUAUUGUUCACAGCAUUCUUCAAAUAUAUAAAACAUUUCUGAAGAGAAAUAAAGGUGAACAAAAUAUUUAUUUGUUUACAUACUUAAUCUGUCAGGUUUUAUAAACAACCACCCAAGGGUUAAAUAACUUGUCGAGGCCAAUUGUAUAUCUUUACUUUAAGCAUAAUGCUUAUGGAGGUGGUUUUUUAAAUUUGAUAUAAAUUUUACAUAUUCAUUUCAGGGAUUUUUUGAGGGAAUUGA